This is a messenger RNA of Paramecium sonneborni, 1040 nucleotides long. The record is from the annotation of a GenBank genome assembly. NCBI's taxonomy places the organism in Eukaryota, Ciliophora, Oligohymenophorea, Peniculida, Parameciidae.
AUGGAAGGGUGUAACUAAUAAUUUGAUAUUGAAGAAUUAGGGUAAUUCAAUAGACAACAACAAAAUAGUAAUUUGAUUAAUUAUUUAAGUUUAAAAUGAGAAAUAGUUUUUUUAAAUACUCGAUCCCAAUAAUAUUGAAGAUUCGGGAUUUGUAUUUUUGUUAUAAGAAGCAAGCACUGGCUAAUUAGAGGAGGCGAUGCUUUAAGAUAUUCCAAUGUUUUUUAAUCGAGAGGCAAAGCUAUACAAUUAUUUGGCCAAUUUAUUAUAAUUGACAGAUUUGGAUAUGCAAGGUAAUCUUUCUAAAAAUAUAGUUUAGGUGCGCCUGAAUAUACUAAUUAAUUAACUAAGUUAUUGAAGAUGUUCUUUUAAAUUCAUGAGAUUGGAUAGAAUUCAGAAUUUACUUAUUAAUUAGCAUAGCAAUAUGGUUUAAAUGAUAUUAAGUCUGGAUAUCCAUUUAGAUUUUUAAUUAAUAGCGAUCAAUCUUUGAUUCAAUUACUUUUAAAGAUUAUUUUAAGUGAGGAGAUAUUAAAUAAAGAAAAUGAUUUCUUCUCAUAAAUUAGAAUGUAUUUACCAAGAUUUUUAAUAUUUUCUAUAAAUCCUCCUUAACCAUUUUUAGGUAGAUCAUAAUUGAAAUCUUUACAAAAUCUAAUUGUUAAUAAAAUCAAUUAUGAAUUAUUUGAGUCUAACUUUGAGAAGCCUUACAAAUUGGAUUUGUUAGCAUUAUCAUAUUUUUCUGAUCCUGAAUUAAAUUUUAAUUUAUAUAGAGAAACUGUAGAGAUUCUUAGAUCUAUUCUAGAGAGGUAAUAAAUUAUAUAUAUAUUAUUUAGUUUAUUGGAGUAGAAGAAUGAUUAGACAGAAAUUGUUUAAUAAAUAUAAAAUCUAUUAUAAUUUUUAAUUGCUUUUACAACUAAUUAUGAAGUAUUGAAAUCCUUUUUUUAAAUUAAUUUUCAUAAAACUUUAUAUAAUUACAUAAGAUCAACAUAUCCAAAUUUUGGAAAUGUAAGUUAUUAAAUUUGGUCUAAGGAACCAUUGAUAAUUGA